UUCUUUCCCCCCAGCUUAUUUUUUUUCUGUCAUUAUAUAAACAACUGAUGGAAGAAACAAAGCAGCCCUCUACUGAAGAUCUCGAACGUCAACGCGAAUUACAAGAAGAAGCUUCUCGACGUUUGUUUGCUUUGUUAGAAGGAGCAGCAAACCAAAAAGCCCAUGUCAAUGCUGUCACUAUUCUUGGCAUCAAAACAACUCGACCUCGCUUUCUUGAAUCAGCAACCAAAGACAUCAUGGAAGCAAAGACCUAUGCCGACGUGAUCAACACUUCACAAAAGAUUGCUCAGAAAUUGCAACAGUUUGAUAUAUUUGAAGAACCUGUUCAGGUCUUGCUUGAUAACGCAUCAGACAGUGAUCCUUUAGCAGCUCCUGAUUCUAUCAAUGUUGUACUUCAAGCUAAAGAAAAAAGCCGUGUGUUUAUCAAGACAGGGACAGAAAUUGGUAAUAAUGAAGGCAACAUGAAUGGAUCUGUCACAGUCAGAAACGUGUUUGGUGGCGCUGAAUUAUUAGAGACAGUCGCUUCAUUCGGCACAAGAAACAGUUCUGCAUUCCAGUUUACAUUCUCAAAACCUGUGAAAGCUUCUCCUGACUCUCGACUUGAAGCCAAUGCUCAUAGAGUACUUUGUAACAACACAUUGGCUUCUUCUUAUGAAGAAUUAGCAAGAGGUGUAGGACUUCGUUACAAGACAGUGUCUCGCUUUGGUUAUCAUGAAUUAGGCUAUGAUUUGACAUGGCGUUCAAUUGAUAGAGUUUCUCCUCAUGCAUCCUUAAGCAUUCGAAAAGAAGUAGGUGAAUCAUUAAAGUCUUCCAUCCUACAUACUUUUGUUCGAGAACGCCGUGAUGACAUGUUACUUCCUAGCCGUGGUCAUUACCUUCGUCUUGCCAAUGAACUCUCAGGCGUUCUCGGUAUCGGCAAUGCUCACUUUUUCAAAACAGAACUUGAGUCGCAAUACUGCCACCAAUUUGGCGGUGGAAGUCUUUUGGUAGACAAAGAGACAGAUGCGUUGUUAGGUGUGCAUCCAGGAUAUGUGUUGAGCACCACAUUUAGAGCCGGCUGGCUGGCCAAUUGGCAAGAGAAAGGGUCUACUGUCUCUGAUCGGUUUAUGCUGGGUGGGCCCUUAUCGGUGCGUGGGUUCCGUACUGCAGGUAUCGGUCCUCGUGACUAUAAAGAUGCUUUGGGUGGUCACAUGUACUGGGCUGCUGGCCUCAGUGCCAUUGCUCCUCUACCCAAGUUGGAAUCCAAGCCCUUGAGAGCUCAUGCAUUUCUGAAUGCAGGUACAAACGUGCCUUGGGCCAUGGGAACAUCCUUAGAGGCUACUCGACAUAUCCUAACACAAUCACCCAGUGUCUCUGCUGGUCUUGGUCUUAUUUAUCGUCAUAGUAUUGCUCGUAUUGAAUUGAACUAUUGUGUACCACUCACGGCUGCCAAAGGAGAUCAAAUCAAACGCGGCUUACAGCUGGGUAUUGGUAUCCACUUUUUAUAAAUAUAUUGUUUAUUCCAUAUAUACAAAUCAUCUUCUUUUGCCAAACAGUAAUUGAAGGUCGUCUAACUUUCUAUUCUUGGCUUCAUCUCUAGACAUGUAAAGUUCAUUCACAAGGACAUGCUUUCUAUCUUGAAUAUCUAAAAUACGCUCUUCUACAGAAUUUGUCAUGAUGAACCGAGUCACUAUCACUUCUUUCAAUUGACCUAGUCGAUGUACUCGGUCAAUGGCUUGUGAUUCAAUAGCGAAAUUCCACCAAGGAUCCAUCAU
Messenger RNA from Gilbertella persicaria, 1754 nucleotides. Its product is annotated as surface antigen-domain-containing protein. Gene Ontology annotation, biological process: protein insertion into mitochondrial outer membrane. NCBI's taxonomy places the organism in Eukaryota, Fungi, Mucoromycota, Mucoromycetes, Mucorales, Choanephoraceae. Gene Ontology annotation, cellular component: SAM complex; outer membrane. The transcript has 6 exons. Bases 48 to 1487 code for a protein of 479 amino acids. The record is from RefSeq and is a predicted model, not a curated record.